Messenger RNA from Colletotrichum tamarilloi, 579 nucleotides. RefSeq lists its product as uncharacterized. The record is from RefSeq and is a predicted model, not a curated record. The coding region runs from base 1 to 579 and encodes 192 amino acids. The transcript has a single exon. Lineage: Eukaryota; Fungi; Ascomycota; Sordariomycetes; Glomerellales; Glomerellaceae.
AUGCGCUUCGCCGCAUCUCCGCCGAAACGCAAACCGCGCCUCAUUAGCGUCGGUUCUCUUUCCAUUGACGAGCAGAUCGAUGAUACUUCCGACCAGCUGGCAACGGAAGUAAGACCUCUUUACUUAUGGUUCAUGGGGAUGGUCAGUGAGGAAGUUCACGACAACGAGAUAUUUCUCCGGGAGCUGCCUUACGGCAGUGAAGGUAGUGAUACCAGCAGCUAUGAUUCGUCCAGCGAGUGCGACCCAAGCAGCAGUCUGCACAGCAGUAUGAGCAGCUUUUUAUCUCGAGACUGGGACCAGCCCAAGGUAAACUUUCCACCCAGGACGCCAUAUGACGACAAGAUUGAAAUGGAGUAUUCAAUCAGCGAUAAAUGCAACAAGGAACUCUACAGUUCCAGUCUGAUUGUGAGGCCGACCUUACUUACAUACACCAAGCCAUAUGGAGUUGAGGCAGUACGAGUUGGCCGGGAGGGAAACCCGCAGUCAGGCUGGACAAUCAGCAGAUUUGACGCCGGCCAUUGGCUGUACCGAUAUGGUAUUUGCGGCAGUUUGGAAGGCAUUGCUACAAUUACAACGUAG